Molecule: messenger RNA, 2592 nt
Organism: Equus caballus (horse)
Lineage: Eukaryota; Metazoa; Chordata; Mammalia; Perissodactyla; Equidae
Product: solute carrier family 7 member 13
Biological process (GO): amino acid transmembrane transport
Cellular component (GO): membrane
Molecular function (GO): L-amino acid transmembrane transporter activity
Source: RefSeq, a predicted model, not a curated record
AUAUAGAAAAACAAAUUAUAUUGAAAAGAUGAUUUAUGCCCCUAUAAGAAUGUUGACAGGGGAAAUGUAAAACCUUAAAUAUGUAUACCAAGGGAUCUGCUUGUCGAAAAGUAAGUCUGGUUUGCAACUAACUACAAAAUGUCUUUAAAGCACCUUUGAGAAGCUGAAGCACUCUGUGUAUAAUGCGGAUAGUGAGAAUUAAAAUAACAAGACUAUGAAACUGACAUUUAUGGAUCCCUAAUAUACAUGAGGCACACUACUGAGAGCUUUUCACUAGUAUUUGCUUUAUAGAUAAAUGACCUCAUUUAAUCCUAUUGAAGAAAAAAUAAGAUAGGGAAUAAGACGGGGAUUAUCAGUACUAUUUUUAAAAGAAUAAAAUUGAAAAUCAGUAAGUUAAGUGACAGAUCUGCCAGUAGGUGGCAGAGGUGUGUGUGAUUCAAACCAAGAUCUGCUCAGAAAUGGCGCACAGGUGGUUAAAACCUUGCACUUUUUGUCAUUCUACACAAACUUCCUUAGGGUACAAACUUAAAGAAUUACUUGUUUAAGGGUCAAAAUCAAUGAGAUUACAUAUCCGUAGAAAAAACCUGACUUGCAAUUUUUUAUCUGUCCUUCCCAAUGAGCUGUGUCUAACGAUUAAUUGUUCAUCACUUUUUAAAUGCUUAACAUGUAAAACAUUUUAACUCUAAUUUGAAGAUCUCAGAAACUUUAGUUCAAUUAACUCACAGGUUAAUUUUUUUUUAUGAUGUUGAGUGCUGGAACAAAAUACAUUUGAGUAAGAGAGGAGGAAAGCAGAACGUUUAGUUACCUCUAAGAAGACCAGCUGAAGCCUUUCAGAAGUAGUACUUUUAACAGAGUAAAUAGGUGUGAAUUAUCGUCAGCUUUUAAAACUAAGUUUCAGAUUUAAGAAAAUGAAGACGAGGGGAAAUUUUCAGCUUCAAAGGGUGAUAGGAUAUUUCCAUGGAACAAUUAUUUUAUUCAGUAUCAUAAUAGGUGCAGGUAUAUUUCUGGCUCCUAAAGGGGUAUUAAAAUACUCCUCGCUCAAUGUGGGGGUCUCCCUAAGUAUUUGGGCUGCCUGUGCUGUCGUGUCUAUGGUGGCUGCUCUGAGUCAUGCAGAACUGGGGACCACUUUCCCUAGAAGUGGAGCACAGUAUUAUUUCCUCAAGAGAUCUCUUGGACCCCUUAUUUCUUUCUCCUAUAUCUGGGUCAAUCUAUUUGCUUCCCCGGCAGGAACUGCUGCACGGAGCUUGCUACUAGCAGGCUAUAUCAUACACCCUUUCUAUCCUGGAUGUUCUGUUCCUGAGAUGCCAAAGAAAUGUUUAGCGUUGGCCAUUGUAUGGUGUUUGGGAAUUCUGAAUGCUCGAGGAGUAAAAGAAGUGACCUGGUUUCAGACUCUCAGUACCGUUGUGAAGAUGGCAGUGCUCUGCUUCAUCUCUCUAACUGGAAUCGUGCUGUUGGUGAGGGGUAGAAAGGAGAACCUAGCUAGAUUUGAGAAAGCGUUCGAUGCUGAAGUUCCAGAUGCCUCGCAGAUUGCAGAAGCCUUCUUACAAGGAUUAUAUGCAUAUUCAGGCUGGGGAGUCCUUGUUCGGAUAGCAGGAGAGCUGAAAAACCCUGGUGAGAAUAUCCCCAAAUGUGUGAUUACUGCACUCACCCUGGUGGCUCUGAUCUACUUAUUGGUUAACAUUUCCUACCUAGCAGUCUUGACUCCAAAGGAAAUCAUGUCCUCAGAUGCUGUUGCUGUCACCUGGAUGGAUAAAGUAAUCCCUUCUAUGCAAUGGGCUAUUUCCAUUGGUGUUUCUUCCUCAAUAUUUAGCUCCCUUAAUUGUACUGUAUUUUCAUCAUCAAGGGUACUGUACGUUGCAAGUCAGGAGGGUCAGCUACCAUUGAUCCUCUCAACUCUUAACGUCCACUCCUGUCCAGUGGUCGCUGUGCUUCAGAUGACCAUUCUUGCCUCCUUUAUAAUUAUUCCCUCAGACUUAAUCCUUUUAGUAAACUAUGUGGGAUUCAUAGACUGGCUCCAACUUGGGCUAAUGAUGACAGGUUUACUUAAACUGAGAUUCCAGGAGCCCGACCUACCCAGACCUUAUAAGGUACGUUUGCCAUUUGUAUUUGGAACCAUCGCCAUGUCUCUGUUCUUAGUUUUGACACCAAUCCUCAAGUCUCCUAAUAUGCACUACACCUAUGUUCUUCUUUUUCUCUUCAGUGGACUUUUGUUGUAUUUUCCUUUUAUUCACUUUAACUUGAAUUGUCCGUAUUUCAACAAGAUAACUUGCUUUCUACAAUUACUGUUGAAUGUUUCACCUGGCGAUGACAUUGAUGAAUAUAUUUCAGCAGAAGGGACAUUACAGAAAAAUCAACCUGAAAUUGCAGCAAAAACAGAAUAAGUUAUGCAUGUUUGGCAAAUGAUUGAUUUAUUUUGAUUUAUUAAAAGUAUCUUUAUUUUCCAGCCAGAGUAAUACUCUUUAUGCAUAUAUGUAUACCUGCUACAUUUGUAAAAUGCAGCCAGCGCAAGAUAUCUAAUGUCCAAACUUUCACAUUGUAACUCUUUUUGUUUGUAACUGAAGCCUUAUUUCCCAAAUAAAGCACACUGAACCC